AUGAUGUCCAUUCAGGAGAAAUCAAAAGAAAAUUCCUCCAGUGUUAUUAAAAAGAAUGAAGAUAAGAAUUUAGAAACACAAGUUCAAGGUUCUCAAAAGAAUCUAGCAAAAAAAUCAGAUCCAAAGGAAGCUAUAAAAUCACUGGUUAAAUCUUCCAAUGAAAGUAAAGUAAAUCAGCCUGAAUUAGGAACAUGCAUGAGCACAAGGUCAGCAUCCAGUGAUCAAAAAGCUAGUAAACCUAUUAAUAAAACUAUGGUGACCGUAAAGGGACAUUCACAACAAGAAUCUACAAAACAGAAGAAAAUAUCUCAGAAAAAAUCAGUGCACGAAACCCCUAAAUCAAAUGAACAGCUGAACCGGAGAUCACAAAGACUACAACAGUUAACAGAGGUUUCAACAAGAUCUCUGCGUAGUAGAGAAAUUCAGGGUCAGACUCAAGCAGUUAAACAGGGUUUGCCACCAACAAAAAAAGAGCACUGUAGCAAUACUCAGAGUAAAUCCAAUAAAGCUAAAACAAAUCAGAAACAUGUGAAAAGAAAAGUAUUGGAAAUAAAGUCUGAUUCUAAAGAGGAAGGAAAUUCUGUAACUAAUGAAGUGAUCAAUUCCCCCAAAGGAAAAAAGCGCAAAGUGGAGCAUCAGAUGGCUUACACUUCGAGUUCUCAGUGCUCGAAAGGGUCUGAAAAGCGUCUGCAGAAAACCAGGAAAGAAGAAACAAAGUCUUCUUCUGAGAUAAAAAGAUCCAAAGUGGCUACUUCAGUGGUCUCUAAAAAGAAGGAGAUGAAGAAGUCAGUUCCCACACAAGUGAAUACUAGUGCAAAAUCCCAAAAAUGUCCACAGCCAUCAGUGCCUGAACCAACUGUAGACAAUGGGCUGGAGCACGCAGGAACACGCAAACGGGGGAGCAUUCUCCAGCUCUGUGAAGAGAUUGCUGGUGAAAUUGAGUCAGAUACUGUAGAGGUAAAAAAGGAAUCUUCACAAAUGGAAAACGUAAAGGAGGAGAAGCCUACAGAAAUAAAACCGGAAGAGACAGAGACUGAAAGACAAACACUUCAUCAGAAGGAAGCGAAUCAGGACGUUCAGUGUAAUCGUUUUUUCCCCAGUAGAAAAACAAAGCCUGUGAGAUGUAUACUAAAUGGAAUAAACAACUCAACUAAAAAGAACUCCAACUGGACUAAAAUUAAACUCUCAAAAUUUAACUCUGUGCAGCAAAAUAAAUUAGACUCUCAAUUUUCCCCUAAAUUGGGCUUAUUACGAACCAGUUUUUCACUACCUGCGUUAGAAACGCAUCAGCAAGUGACUCAAAGUACAUUUUUAGGGUCAAAACCAUAUGGUGAUAAAAAUAAAGCUUGCCAGCAGGAAGAAAUGAAAGAAGUUAAUUCUGAAGACGUUAAACCUAAUGAUAUUGCAGUUGAAAUGAAUAAAAUCCCCAAAAAGACUCCUGAAAAUUGUCAUUUGGGUAAUCAGAUAAAACCACCUUCUGACCAACCAUUGGAUAAGCAGAAGAAAGAUUCUUUUGAAUCAACACCGGAUAAGAAUUGCAGCCUAUGUUUGGAAUCUAAGCUUGAAAACAAUCCAGUGGAAAAUGCCACUACUGUCUCAACUCUGCUCAGUCAAGCAAAAAUUGAUACAGGAGAGAAUAAAUUUCCAGGUUCAGUUCCCCAACAGCACAGUAUAUUCUGUAAUCAGACAUCUAAGACAAGUGAUAACAGGGAGAUACCACCAAAUCAUUCUUGGCCCAAGUGUAAUUCUCAUUUGGAGAUAACAAUUCCAAAAGACUUGAAACUAAAAGAAGCAGAGAAAGCUGAUGAAAAACAGUUGAUCAUAGAUGCAGGACAAAAAAGAUUUGGAGCAGUUUCCUGUAAUGUUUGUGGCAUGCUUUACACAGCUUCAAAUCCAGAGGAUGAAACACAGCAUCUGCUCUUCCACAAUCAAUUUAUAAGUGCUGUAAAAUACGUGGGUUGGAAAAAAGAAAGAAUUCUAGCUGAAUAUCCUGAUGGCAGGAUAAUAAUGGUUCUUCCUGAAGAUCCAAAAUAUGCCCUGAAAAAGGUUGACGAGAUUAGAGAGAUGGUUGAUAAUGAUUUAGGUUUCCAGCAGGCUCCACUCAUGUGCUAUUCCAGAACAAAAACACUUCUCUUUAUUUCUAAUGACAAAAAGGUAGUUGGUUGUCUAAUUGCAGAACAUAUCCAGUGGGGCUACAGAGUCAUAGAAGAAAAACUUCCAGUUAUCAGGUCAGAAGAAGAAAAGGUCAGAUUUGAACGGCAAAAAGCCUGGUGCUGCUCAACAUUGCCAGAGCCUGCAAUCUGUGGGAUCAGCCGCAUAUGGGUGUUCAGCAUGAUGCGUCGGAAGAAAAUCGCUUCUCGCAUGAUUGAAUGCCUAAGGAGUAACUUUAUAUAUGGCUCAUACUUGAGUAAAGAGGAAAUUGCUUUCUCAGACCCUACUCCUGAUGGAAAACUGUUUGCAACACAGUACUGUGGCACUGGUCAGUUUCUGGUAUAUAAUUUUAUUAAUGGACAAAAUAGUACCUAA
This is a messenger RNA of Rangifer tarandus platyrhynchus (Svalbard reindeer), 2526 nucleotides long. NCBI's taxonomy places the organism in Eukaryota, Metazoa, Chordata, Mammalia, Artiodactyla, Cervidae. The record is from the annotation of a GenBank genome assembly.